This is a messenger RNA of Coregonus sp. 'balchen', 385 nucleotides long. The record is from the annotation of a GenBank genome assembly. Lineage: Eukaryota; Metazoa; Chordata; Actinopteri; Salmoniformes; Salmonidae.
AUGGAUACUAACCCAACACACCUGAUGGUAAUGGAUACUAACCCAACACACCUGAUGGUAAUGGAUACUAACCCAGCACACCUGAUGGUAAUGGAUACUAACCCAGCACACCUGAUGGUAAUGGAUACUAACCCAGCACACCUGAUGGUAAUGGAUACUAACCCAGCACACCUGAUGGUAAUGGAUACUAACCCAAACACACCUGAUGGUAAUGGAUACUAACCCAACACACCUGAUGGUAAUGGAUACUAACCCCAGCACACUGAUGGUAAUGGAUACUAACCCAGCACACCUGAUGGUAAUGGAUACUAACCCAGCACACCUGAUGGUAAUGGAUACUAACCCAGCACACCUGAUGGUAAUGGUACUAACCCAGCACACCUGA